This is a messenger RNA of Didymodactylos carnosus, 375 nucleotides long. The record is from the annotation of a GenBank genome assembly. NCBI's taxonomy places the organism in Eukaryota, Metazoa, Rotifera, Eurotatoria, Philodinida, Philodinidae.
CAUCAAUUACUUGAUAUUCGAAAACAACAAGUAUUUGAAGAAAUCAAUGACCAAAAAAAGAGACGAUGUCUUGCAUUACAGAAACAACAUGAAGAUGUUCAGAAAAUAGUUAAAGACAGUGAAAUAUUAGAACUCGUUGCAAAAGAAAUGCUGUUAAAGGAUGAUUUACACUUAUUGAAAGUUAAAAAUGAAUUAUUCAUUAAUCUUGCAGAGUUUGAUCAUUUAAAAAAACAACCAAAAAUUGAACUGUGCUCAAUAAAUAAUUAUCAGUCAUAUACAACCGAUACGGAAGCCUUCAAUACACUUCGACAACAAAUUGAAAAACUGGGUACUGUGGGUGAAUCACUUACACUUAAAACUGGUACAGUUGCUUAA